AAUGGUGAGUCUGCUGUACGUCUUUCCCAAGUCGCUAACGUCCCCCUUACCCCGUGCAGCACGGACGAGUAAAGGUGCGCAGCUCGGAAGAGAAGGUCGAAGCCGAGCGGAAGGAGAAAGCGGAGAAAGUUCGCGUCUACAGAGAGCUAACGACCCGGAUUUUUACCAAGCGUGCGUCGGGAGAGAAGGACGAGGAAGCUCUGAAGCUGACUCGAGAGGUGCUCAUCCAGAACCCCGACAUUUCUACUCUGUGGAACUACAGGAGAGAGAUCCUCACCUGCCUCCUCUCUUCCCUGUCGGAGGAAGAGGCGCUGAAGGCGUGUAGUGUGGAGCAGUCUCUGACGCAGCAAUGCUUGCGCGUUAACCCCAAGUCUUACUGCAUCUGGCUACACCGACAGUGGGUGUUGGACCAUUCACCACGACCUGACUGGACACACGAGAUCGGACUCUGCGACCUCUUCCUCAAGUAUGACGAACGAAACUUCCACUGCUGGGACUACAGAAGGUUCGUGACCUCAAAGGCUGCGGUGCCACCUUCGGAAGAGUUCUCUUUCACUUACGACAAGAUUGCUGCCAACUUCUCCAACUACUCCGCCUGGCACUAUCGCAGCAAGCUCCUCCCCCUACUCCACCCAUCUCCCGAUCACUCUGAGGGCGUGGCCGAGACAGCUCUCUUACAAGAGCAUGAAUUGGCGCAAAAUGCAUUCUUCACGGACCCAAGUGAUCAGAGUGCGUGGCUGUACCACCGCUGGUUGCUGGGGAAGACGGAGCGACCGACUGCUGUGGUGUGCCUCCUUAUCCGCUCAUUGCCUCAGCCCGAAGCCUUUGUCACCUUCAACCAACCAAUCAAGGGGGCUGAGACUGUGGGUAUGGUUGUUGCAGAAUCACCUGUUUUACUUACCGAGAAAUCUGAUUGGCCGAAAUCUCUUUGGAGGUUCCCUCUGAGUGAUGAUGUAAUCCCUAGCAACGAGGGGGCUUUCACCGUUACCGUCGUCUUUGGGGAAUCGAGGGAGGUGGUGAGUUUGUGCCGGUGUGAGGGUGAGGAGGAGGAGGGGAGGUGCUGGGUGGGUGGGCGUGGUCCCGUGUUUGGCUCCACCCACACGGCGGCGACCUCGUCAGUGCUGGCAGCUGAGCUGGACAGCUGCAAGGAGUUGCUGGAAAUGGAACCUGACAACAAAUGGUGCAUUCUGACUACCCUGCUUCUCCUGCAAGCUCUUGACUGGCUGGCAAACUCCACCCAGAUAGGGGACAUGUUUCGACGACUCUGCGAGGUGGACCACUAUCGCCAAGGCUACUAUCAAGACAUGUUGAGUCGGUUCACCAUUGAGUGUUUGGUGAUGGGUGUGUUUCAAGAUGGCCUCUCCCCUGUCUCCCUGUCCUCUCUUGACCUCUCUGGGAAGGGCCUAUCACGCCUGUACCACACGGACUACAUGCUCACCAUCCGGACACUCAACAUCUCCAACAACCAACUCUGCUCUCUCAAUCACAUCGAAAACCUCGUCUCCCUGGAAACACUCGUUGCCGACAACAACCAAUUGCAGGGGCUCCCCCCUGGAACCGAGAAGUUGCAGAUGUUGAAAGUUCUCUCUAUUAGGAAUAAUCAGGUGGCUGACCCGAGGCAGCUGCACUGUGUGAAGGUCGUCAAGGUGCUGAGAUUACAGGGAAAUCCCCUCUGUGACAGUCAAGGCUGGGAAGGACUAGUGACUAAAGAAUUGACUUUUCUUGAACAACUCAAUGAUCUCACAAUUAGCCCUGAAUUGCAAUUGCAAGGUCCAGAAAACAUUUUGUUGAAGUGAAAAAAGUGAAGCUGGCGUAGGACAGCGUAUGUGCAUCUAUAGCUGGGAUAUAUACACACGUAGCUAUAUAGUGCACGCUGUGUGUUGUAACACGAACUUUCAUUUUCAAAAAGAAA
Messenger RNA from Geodia barretti, 1912 nucleotides. Lineage: Eukaryota; Metazoa; Porifera; Demospongiae; Tetractinellida; Geodiidae. The record is from the annotation of a GenBank genome assembly.